This is a messenger RNA of Meleagris gallopavo (turkey), 359 nucleotides long. It is a transcript of the gene RPS29, whose product is annotated as ribosomal protein S29. Gene Ontology annotation, molecular function: structural constituent of ribosome; zinc ion binding. The record is from RefSeq and is a predicted model, not a curated record. Gene Ontology annotation, cellular component: cytosolic small ribosomal subunit; ribosome. Gene Ontology annotation, biological process: cytoplasmic translation. Lineage: Eukaryota; Metazoa; Chordata; Aves; Galliformes; Phasianidae.
GAAGCCGCGCAGGGUUGAUUAGCGCAUGCGCGGGCCGCCAUCUUUCUUUCGUGGCUCGGAGCGCGGCAGGCAGCAUGGGGCACCAGCAGCUCUACUGGAGCCAUCCCAGGAAAUUCGGCCAGGGCUCCCGCUCGUGCCGCGUGUGCUCCAACCGCCACGGCCUGAUCCGUAAGUACGGGCUGAACAUGUGCCGGCAGUGCUUCCGCCAGUACGCCAAGGAUAUCGGCUUCAUCAAGCUGGACUGAGCGCUGGCAGGAUGAGGCUGUCACCAGCGGAUCCUGCGGCUUCCUCGGGCCUCCCCGUCCCACCUGCAGCGUCUUGGUGUAGCCUCUCUCAAUAAAUGGUCUCCCUGCCCCAUU